Molecule: messenger RNA, 882 nt
Organism: Sceloporus undulatus (fence lizard)
Lineage: Eukaryota; Metazoa; Chordata; Lepidosauria; Squamata; Phrynosomatidae
Gene: ARPC3
Product: actin related protein 2/3 complex subunit 3
Exons: 7
Coding region: 118-654 (178 amino acids)
Biological process (GO): Arp2/3 complex-mediated actin nucleation; regulation of actin filament polymerization
Cellular component (GO): Arp2/3 protein complex; cytoskeleton
Molecular function (GO): actin filament binding
Source: RefSeq, a predicted model, not a curated record
CACUUCCUGCCUCGACCAGCUUUGGGUGGAACAGGAAGAAGGGCUUGGCUCUUUGCAAGCUUUGGCUGCCUUGCUUGCUUAGAAACGAGCUUCAUCGGGAUUGCUGCACCCCUAAAGAUGCCGGCCUAUCAUUCUACUCUGAUGGAUUCUGACACCAAACUAAUUGGGAAUAUGGCUUUACUGCCUAUUAAAAGUCAGUUUAAAGGACCAGCACCCAGAGAAACAAAGGAUAUGGACAUCAUCGACGAAGCCAUCUGUUACUUCAAAGCCAAUGUCUUCUUUAAAAAUUACGAAAUCAAGAACGAGGCUGACAGAACCUUGAUCUAUGUAACACUCUACAUUUCCGAAUGCUUGAAAAAACUGCAAAAGUGUAAUUCCAGAGGCCAAGGAGAAAAAGAAAUGUAUACAUUAGGAAUCACUAAUUUUCCUAUCCCCGGAGAGCCAGGAUUCCCACUGAACGCUCUCUAUGCCAGACCCAUAAACAAGCAAGAAGAAGAGGUGAUGAGAGCAUACUUGCAGCAGCUGAGGCAAGAAACAGGCCUGAGGCUUUGCGAAAAGGUCUUUGAUCCCCAGAGUGACAAACCUAGCAAGUGGUGGACCUGUUUUGUGAAGAGACAGUUCAUGAACAAGAGCCUGUCAGGCCCAGGGCAAUGAAGCGAGAACAUGUGACUCUUUCAUCGACGUGCUUCGCGGCUGGAUGUAUAAAUUUUGUCUCUGUUUUCCUAUGUUUUCUACCACAAGAGAAUAUGUGCUUCCAUGAGUGGAGGAAAGUCAAGUUUGGAAAGAGAGGUGGAGCUCAAAUCAUGUGCAGAACUUGUUGAGCUGGAGCUUGAUGAGAAUGACGAAGAUAACAAUAAAAAUAAAAAGAGGUUUCUCACAUUA